This is a messenger RNA of Helianthus annuus (common sunflower), 2745 nucleotides long. RefSeq names its product protein FAR1-RELATED SEQUENCE 5. The record is from RefSeq and is a predicted model, not a curated record. Lineage: Eukaryota; Viridiplantae; Streptophyta; Magnoliopsida; Asterales; Asteraceae. The transcript has 10 exons. Bases 642 to 2684 code for a protein of 680 amino acids. Gene Ontology annotation, biological process: regulation of DNA-templated transcription.
UGCUAAUAGUAAUAUUAAAAACACAAAUUUUAGCUUUGACUUUUUGGUCAGUUCUCAUUCAAAUAUUAAUCUACAUCACGUUGCCAAAUACGUUCAACUUCAACUGAAUAACUAAAGAAUCGGUGUAUAUCCCUAAGAUCGCUAGUUUUUAAACAACCCAUAAUCUCAUUCAGUUACCGCAUAAACCAUACUGCAAUACCCCUCAUCGUUCAACUCCUCUGUUUAUGUGGGAUUUGCCACCGAACCACGGCCGUAAGGGACUCCGGUGACGCUGCGAAAGAACUUUUGACGACCCUUUGAAUCAAGGUCUCAAGACAACUGUGCAAACUUAGUUGUUCGUCUCUGUUCAUAGAAUGUCUGUUUGAAUCUUUUAGCCAAUUUGUUCGCCUAUUUUGAGCAACAACGAACCGCCGCCGUUCGAAACGACUAAUUGGUUCGACAGGCCUCCAACUACGAAAUAGUUUUCCGUCGAAAUUACCACGCUCGAACUUCGUCAUCAUCUGUUGAAACGAUCACAAACUCUUAGCUCUACCGUUCGGAAGACCUCCGUUGAACCUAGCCUCCAUCGAUCAACUAUCCUAAUUGAUACAAGAAGUACAUAGUCAUCUUCUACUCCCCUGUUCAUAUCUCCAUUAAUAUCCAUGGAGACAAAUCCACCAACCUCAGAAUUAAUGUCGCCGGUCCAUAGUUUCCCCAACCGGUUCUUUUGCAGCGACUUCCAAAAUGAUGAGGAAUUUAAUGCGCCAGCUUCUGUAUACACUUAUAUGCAUGUUGAUUGUUCUCGGUCAUCUGAAGCCCCUGUUAGAUCCCCGGAUGUUGUGAUAUCCAACAAUUUCAUGAACAACGCGUUUAAUGAUGACCAGGUUAUGGAUAAUGAAGAAGCAUCCCAAGAUUCCCAUAUGCAGGCCAUGACUGUUGCUGUUUCUGGAUCAUCUCAUGGUCCUUCUAUGUUUGCUGAAUCAUCACGCGGCCAGUUAGACGGGCCAUCGAAUCCAUACUUUGUUUUUGAUACCCCUCAGGGAACCCGUUACUGGAUUCCUAACGUCGCUGAUAAGUUCAUACCAGUGUGUGGGAAAUCUUAUCCAACUUUUGCGGAUGUUCUUUCCAUGUAUGAACUUUAUGCGUUUGAAGCAGGUUUUUCUGUAAGUAAAGGGCAAACUAAAGUCUGGAAUGGAAUUCCCACACACAAGUAUCUUCGAUGCUCAAAAUAUGGAAAACCACAACCAAAGAGGACUUUUGACACCCUAGAUGAAUCUUCUGUUAAGCACCGGAGGACCAACUUCACAUGGUGUGACUGUAAGGCAAGCAUACUAGUCUCGAUCUCGAAUGAUUCAUACACAGUUCUGAGUUUCAAUGAUAUUCAUAAUCAUGAACUUGUUGAGAGUUACAACUGUGAUCUUAGCAAGAUAUCACGGAAGCUGUCAUUCUCCACGAAACAAUUCAUUCACAAUAUGAGUCUAAACCGCAUCGGACCAAUGAGAGCUUAUAGAUGUCUUGUAGCUUUAAAAGGAGGGCAUCACAAUGUCAAUGGGACUCCGGUGGAUUUUAAAAACUUUAGCCACCAGUUGCGAAUUUUUAUUGGUGAACGCGACGCACAAGUUUUCCUUGAACGCCUGCGUGAGCGUUUUGACAACCUACCCAACUUCUAUUUUGAUUACACUGUAUCAAAUGGAAAGUUGUCUUCUGUAUUCUGGGCUGAUGAGAUUUCAAAGCUAAACUACAAAGCUUUUGGCGAUGUCCUCGCGUUUGACGCAACUUACAACACAAACAGGUACAAGAUGGUUUUUGUGCCAUUCACGGGUGUGGAUCAUCAUUUCCAAUGUGUUACAUUUGGAGCGGGUUUGAUAUCAACCGAGUCCAUUGAAUCUUAUGUGUGGUUGCUUAAGGCUUUCUUGAAGGCACACGGUACUCAACCAAUUCUCGUGCUGAGUGAUCAAGACCCAUCCAUGCUACAAGCUGUUCCUAUGGUCUUUACCGAAUCACGACACCGUCUAUGCAUGUGGCAUAUAAUGAAAAAACUACCCUCCAAGAUCUCUGCCGACGUGCUCGAUAACACUGAUCUUCGGUCCUGCAUUCACCGGUUGGUUUGGAAUGUUUAUAUCAAACCUGAAACGUUUGAGUCCCGCUGGAAUGACCUCCUACAAACAUUUGGGCUUCAAGACCACAGCUGGUUGAACGACAUGUACAACAUCAAACAUCUCUGGGUACCAGCCUACUUCAGGGAACUGCCCAUGUGUUGCUUAAUGAAGACCACCUCCCGCUGCGAAAGCUCUAACGCUGCCUUCAAGGUCAACUCAACAAGCGCAAACACCCUUGUACAAUUUAUGAUGUGCUUUGAAAAUAGGGUAGACAGCCAACGAUAUCGUCAACGUGUAUCGGAGUACAAAACCUCAUCCACAAUGUUCACUGGCAAUACUGAUUUAGCGAUAGAACAGCACGCGUUCGCCAUUUACACAAACGCUGUUUUCGCGCAAGUUCAAAAAGAGAUAAUUAAAGGGAAGUUUUUAUGCUACAUCACAAACCAAACCGAGUCCAGCAAUUCUAGUCUUUUGAUAGACGUCACUCAUUUGGAUAAAAGGAACAACAUCACAAACGUCUAUCAGACCAAUCCGCCAGUUGCUCAUGCAGGAAUUUCACACGUAUCGGAUAUCUGUGUCGCCAUGUCUUUUGCGUCUAUCGAUUGAAAAAUGUUGAAAGGAUUCCACCACAAUACAUAAACGAUAGGUGGCGUCGAGAUGCCCUCCC